Molecule: messenger RNA, 11832 nt
Organism: Ceratina calcarata
Lineage: Eukaryota; Metazoa; Arthropoda; Insecta; Hymenoptera; Apidae
Exons: 8
Coding region: 1828-10188 (2786 amino acids)
Biological process (GO): negative regulation of microtubule depolymerization; cell migration; Wnt signaling pathway
Cellular component (GO): catenin complex; cytoplasmic microtubule; beta-catenin destruction complex
Molecular function (GO): gamma-catenin binding; beta-catenin binding; microtubule binding
Source: RefSeq, a predicted model, not a curated record
UGAGUGAGUCAGUGAUGGCGUACAGCAGCCAGGCAGGCCGAGCCCAGCUGUUCUUCGAUCCCCUAACCUACGCCAGUUUAUUUCAGCUACCAACACUACGUGGUACCCGAACGCGGUCCGCUCCGCCUCGGAGUCUCGUUAUCCGGCGACCUUCCGGUUUUAUCGGUGCUCCGCUCGUCGACUCGUCCCGCCGUCGCUUCCGCACCGCGGAGAACGAAAACGACGCGACGAUUAUUCAUUUCUCAUCCGGAAGAAAUAGUGAAUCGAUCGUGAACGGCGACAGUGACGUCGAGAUCGUAUACGCUCCAAAACGGACGGGAGGCCGCUGCCUCCGGUGCGGUGAAACAAGCCCGAGCCUCGUUAUCUCAGAUUCGAAUACCGUCCGUAGGGUCUGGACCCUCGAACAUCCGCUUUUACCUCUUCGUUUGAGCGAGACUGUCCAAGAAUCGAUCGCUCGACAGGACAUCGAGUGUUUCCAAGUUCGAAUCAAAGAAGUAGCGCGUAUUCAUAGCGUUUGUCGAUCCCCUUGAUUGCAAGGGGGAUUUUUUAACGAGAUCCUAGACUAUUUCUCCAAGGAAAUAACUUGGAAAAAGUAGGAAUGCUGUCGAAAAGAUUGGAUAGGAGGUCUAUUCGAAUUGGGAGCCGGAUCUUUGGGAUCUGAUGAGUGCCGGGAACUUCUUUCGAACUUGAGAGCCACGGAUCGAACGGGCAGAAAAUCCUUUUGAGGAUAAAAAGGAAGAUAGACGAUUUCGUCGGGAACGGCACCUGCACCCGUAUUUUUCGACACGUUCGUCGUGGCCAAGUUGGAAACGGGACUGAGUAAGACGUCUCGCGAGCGAUCGAUACUCCCUUCGAUAGAAAUCGGAGAAGGACGAAAACAGAUUUCCCUUCUUUAUCGUCCACCGCAAAAGGCGCGUCCAGUCGAUUUGCGAAACGAAUGGCAAAACGUGGGCCGCGAACGAGAGGCGGCAUGCGACUAUAAAUGGAACUCGUAAUGUCGGGCCAUCGACUGUGAAGAAAUCGAAAGCAGAAAAAAGAUCAGAAGUCGUGUGUCCGAAUCAGUUUCCGACACAAGGAGAUGAUCCUUCCUCACGAGAUGAGCUUCCCAAAUUCCGCUUUAAAAGCUUCACGACAAAACUCGUCUAGGACGCGAUCUUUCAAGAAACAUAAUUCCCGGCGAUUCAUAUUCGUUUAAAACGAAAAAUGACUGCGUACAUAAAUUUUUGGCUCCAGUUCUUAGAUUUUACGACGUACCAGCGACCGGUUCCUGUUCACAAGACCGUAUCGAUUCGGUGGCACGUUCGCACUUUAUUCGGUGUGUAAAUUAGGUGCGAAGAAAACGAACGAAGAGAAGAUAGUUCCUUACACGUACAGUACACAUUCCGCGAAUCGUCGAAAGGUCAGCGUACCAAUUAAAGACCGUCUCGCGGCGCAUUUCGAGCAUCGAAAGGAGUACCGAGCAACAAGUACAGAGACCGAGAAGUCUCGAAGAAUAACGCGGAGGAAAGAUAAUUAGCUGGAGGAAGUCGCGCGAACCCGCGUUGAGAAGAACGCGCUUGGUGUAGGGGUGCUGAAACGCCUGAGGGACGUUUGAAAAUCUUUGCUUCGACGCAUGCGUUCCGUCGCACUCGACGCCCGAUGGAGCGCGAUGAAGCUGCCCCUCGGUGGAUGAGGCAGGCUUGGGACACGGGAAAGAGGAAGCUCCCCGAUGGUGCGCGAAGGACACCGGACGUCCCGACGCGCGAGUCCACGACCCUCUCGGUUUGAUUUCUCGAUUUCGUCCAGCCGGCUGCUGUGACGCGUCGUUAUAAUCGAAGAGUGAAAGUUAUGCCAGGCGAGGACAGAGAACAGAGACUGAGCAGCGCGAGGGAGGCAUCCCCGACGUCGAAGACGGGCGAGGAUAGAAGCCGCGGAGGCUCGAUGAUACCUCGUGCGAUGUCACAGAAUCCGAAGACCGUGAAAACGGAGAAGAAUCGUUUGAGACUGAUCAUGGAGAGCAACAGAGGGGACGCCACGGAGAAGGAGCAGAGAGUCAACGUGCACGAGGAUCAGGAGGAAGGCUAUCGAGUGUCCUCCGGCAGGAAGCCGGCGACACCGCGACACUGCGACCUGUCCUGCAGCAACGUGUAUCGAUGUCCUGUACGAAAGGAGGAGGAGGAGGACUGCUGCCAGAAAAGAUCGGAGGAGUGUCGCGUGUUACACGUCGGUGCGGAAGGUGUCGGCUCGUGGAGGUCCCAGCGGCGCCCCCGCGACGCCGAAGCAUCUACGCCCCUGGCUGGCGUCGCGGCGCACGAGCUGGAGUCGUCCGUGGACGGCGCAGCGUUCAACCCCGUCGUCGUCGCAGCGGCGGCGACAUCCGCGAGAUGCUCGCUGGUGAAAAGCGCGUUCAAACAGCCGCUUUCCUCCUCGUCCUCCUCCGCGUCUCUGCCCGUAAAUGCACACGCCGCCAGGCAGCCGAGGUUGUACCUGGGCUCCGUGAUCGCUGAGAUCAGCAAGGAGGAUGCCAUGGAGCCGGAAGUGAAGGAGGAGGAUGAACGAAGGUCGUCCACGCCGAGCCCUGAGCAGAUCUAUGUACGAAGAAAUAAACGGUACAAUGAGGGCGGAAGUAGCGAGGAGGACACGUCUCUGCAGAGUCACAGAUUACCGUCUUCUUAUCGGGGAACCUGGCCCAUCAGAAGAGACGUAUGGGCCAAUCAACAAAUGGGCUUUUCCACUCAACAAAGUGGAUCGACCACUGUACAUAAUGAUGUGGCCAGCGUGAUGAGCUUCUCCUCGAACUCGAGCGGGGUUCUUGGCUGUCCCUCGGAAACGCAGGGCGACCGGAGAUUAGGAGCGAAAGUCGACGUGGUUUACAACCUUCUGGGAAUGUUGGGUAGUACAGAGGGCCGCGAGGACAUGAGCGCGACCCUGCUCUCCAUGAGCAACUCGAUAGACACUUGCCUCAUAAUGAGACAGUCGGGGUGCCUUCCAUUGUUGGUGCAACUGAUCCACGCCCCGGGGCAGGAUCCCGAGACCAGGGAAAGGGCGUCGCGAGCUCUGCACAACAUCGUGUACGCGAAGAGCGACGAGAGGACUGGCCGUCGAGAAGCGAGGGUUCUCCGGUUCCUCGAGCAGUUGCGGGACUACUGUCAGGCCCUGAGAACGUCGCUCGAGGCGGGGCAGAUCCCCGACGACCUCGAGAGGCACCCUGGACCCACGAUAGCGGCGCUGAUGAAGCUGUCCUUCGACGAGGCGCAUCGCCACGCCAUGUGCCAACUCGGCGGACUCCACGCGGUGGCCGAACUGAUAGAAAUGGAUCACAUGGCCCACGGCAGCGAAUGCGACGAUCAGAAUUGUAUCACCCUGCGAAGAUACGCCGGGAUGGCGUUGACGAAUCUAACGUUCGGCGAUGGAAACAACAAAGCUCUGUUGUGCUCCUUCCGAGAGUUCAUGAAGGCGUUGGUGUCGCAGCUGAGGAGUCCGAGCGACGACCUCAGACAAGUGACGGCGUCCGUUCUGAGGAAUCUCUCGUGGCGAGCCGACACGGCCAGCAAGCAGACGCUGAGGGAAGUGGGUGCGGUGACAGGUUUGAUGAAGGCCGCGAUGGAAGGCAGAAAGGAGUCGACGUUGAAGUCGAUACUCUCAGCGCUUUGGAACCUAUCGGCUCAUUGCAGCACGAACAAGGUAGACAUUUGCGCCGUGGACGGUGCGCUGGCCUUUCUCGUCGACAUGCUGAGUUACAAAGCACCGUCCAAGACUUUGGCCAUCGUGGAGAACGCUGGUGGUAUCUUGAGGAACGUCUCUAGCCACAUCGCUGUUCGAGAAGAUUACCGAGCCAUCGUGAGAGAGAGAGGCUGCUUGCAAGUGUUGUUACAGCAACUUCGAUCGCCGAGCUUGACCGUCGUCAGCAACGCCUGCGGUGCGCUAUGGAAUCUUUCGGCCAGAUGUCCGCAGGAUCAGCGUUUGCUGUGGGACCUCGGUGCCGUGCCGAUGCUCCGAAGUCUGAUUCAGUCGAAGCACAAAAUGAUCUCGAUGGGCUCGAGCGCAGCUUUGAAAAAUUUGUUAAGCGCGAGACCGGGCUGCAAUAAUUUUGUGCAUCUGGACUCGACCGCGCGCGGUUUAGGCCUGCCGACUCUGCCGACGCUGGUCGCUCGCAAGCAGAAGGCUCUCGAGCAGGAGAUAGAUCAGAACCUGGCCGAAACUUGCGACAACAUCGAGCCGAGCACGUCGCCGACGAGCAAGGAUGACAAGUUAUUCAAAGUGGAGCACAGCUUCUUAGGGAUGAACUCGCGCACCUUACGUUCUUAUCAGUUGCACGGUCAACCGAGCACGUCGAACGUUAAGUGCAACGGGGUGGCCAGGAGCGAGAGCAGGGACUCGAUGCGCUCCAUAACGAGCACCCAGUCCGACACGAUGUUCGAGAGGGUGAACCGUCACGUGAUGAACGGCUUGUCGCCGACCGAGGUUCAGAUGAAGCAACAAUCCUCGUCGUUACACUCCGCGGUCGGCUUCGACAACAGUCUGUCCAGCGAGACUCAUUCCAAGUCGGAGAAGAAGUACGCCCUGCGUUACAGAAACGCCAUUCCGGAUCGUUUGAAGUCAUCCGAUGGUUUCAACGGCGAUCUCAGGUGCACCAACUCGACCAUAUCGUGGUCCUCGGCUCCAGACCAAGAAUCCGUCUGUUCCCAAAACUUGUUGCACUCUUCAGUGGAGGACAACUUGCCGCAGAGCGUCUCGUCCACGCUGAAGACCGGCAGCCAGUCGAGCAUCUCCGAGGAAACGGAACUGAACGUCCGCACGAAAACGGAGUACGUGACCACGAAAUCUGGGAUGGACGACUCGUCGUCGUUGUCGUACGUCAGCACAGACUCACCUGUGAAAGAGACGGGAAUCAGUUUCGGGAACGUCUACGAUAAAGCCAUGCUGCAUCAGCACAAUUCGUUGAAUACCGUGCAGAAAGCCAUCUCGCCGACCGUCGCUCAUCGAACGGCGGAGGGAAAUUUAUUUAGCGAUUACGCCGAGACCGAUUUGGAUCAGCCUACCGAUUAUAGUCUGCGUUACGCCGAGCGAAGUUUGGAAGAUGAGGAGAAACCGCAUUAUUUCACGAACAACGAUCAGGAACUUAUUCACGAGGAUACGGUGAAGACUUAUUGCACGGAAGGGACGCCGCACGGGACGUCCCUGAAUUCUUCCAGAGCGGCCUCGGCUUCCGACUUGCAGGAGGACAGUCGACAGAAAAGUUUGUUGAAAAAGAUUCAGGAGCAGGGUAAACUGCAAGACAAGGAGGAAUUGGGUAUUAAGAACGUCGAAGAGGACGAGUGUGCUUCUACGAAGAGUCCGUCAAGCUUAAAAGCGCAGUUAUCGUCGAAUAAUUUGCAAUACGAUGAAGGCGGUAACGCAGCAUCUAAUUGUACGAAGAGUGUGGCGACUGAAAACGCCGCGUUCGAAAGAAAUGAGAAAUUCACUAAGAAUUAUCACGGUAACGGCGUUAAUUCGUACGUGAUAAGUGCGUUGAAGGCUUCUAGCGAUUCAGGAUGUAAGGAAUUUGAACUAAAAGGCGACACGCGUAACAUGCCUUGCACAUUAAAUAUAAACGACUCUUCCGAAUGUUUAGAUCAAGUUAGCGACGGUGACGAGGACGACGAAGAUUUGCUUACAGCUUGCAUCAACAUCGGAAUGCAAAAUAACAGGCACAGGCAUUCGUUUAUAGGAAACAAUUUCGAGAAAGUCCCACGAAGCGAAAGGAAUCUAACGAGAUAUCAGACCAGCGUCGCGCUAGAUCAAAUGGACAAUUCAUCGAUCGAUUCCACGAUGAACGAAGAAAUGAGAGAUUCCGAUGUCUUGAACAUCGAUAGCAAGUCGAGUACCAUCCCGCCGGAAUUUCAGGAUCAGAAUCCAUUUACGCAGAUGGGAGACGCGUCCAACAUCUCCGUGGAACAGCCCGAUCAAAGUCUGCAACACCAAUUUGAUAAAAACACGGAGGACGGUUCGAUACUGGGCGAAGGAAGUCUGUGCAACUUUUCGCUGCCUUCGAACCUGAGAAACAGUCCGAUAUUCCAAGAAACCGUAGUGUUCAACACAGAACCGACGCAACAACAAUACUUAUCGAGCAUCGAUACUCAAUCGAACGAAGACAUGUCCUCUUUGAUUCACAACGAUCUUCUCGAGAACGUCGAAGAUGAUUGCGAGAACGAGAAAACAGCGGAGUCGUUGAAAGGUCAAGAGAACUCCAUGCAGCAGUCUUACGCAAAAGUGACAGACUCUGAGAGCAGCGAGUCGAUCGAUUCCGUCGAGCAAUCGGAGCAAGCGCUUCUAGAAUUGUGCAUCCAACCCGGAUUGACAAAGACCAUGGACAACGCUGUGAAAUCUGGUACACGCGACAAUGAAUUUGGCGAACGACGAGUCGACGACAUUUCGAACAAGGGGAACGAUACGUGCCAAGUGGAUGGCGUGAAGAAAGAGGAGACUGAUUCGAAACAUAAAUCGGUACAGAGGAACGCUGACGGUACGAAACACGUGGAGAAAGAAGACGCGUAUAGGCGUCAAAGGGAUCCGGAUGCGAUGAUUGCCUCAUUGGAUCGAUUGACCGCAGCUUUGGUGCAGCAGACGCAAGCGAUACGGGAGCGAGACUCGAGCGCGAUGAAGCAGAGCAUAGUGAGCGACACGUGGAACGAGGAUUCUCCGAACGACGUUUCCUUCCCUAGCAUCAGUAUCAGCGCUCCCAUAAUCGCUUCGUUCAAGAGCGACGUGCCGGAGGAGCAAGUCACCAUCACUUCGGAGUGCUACGAGACGGCCAGCAGCGAGAGCGGCGGGCACAUGACGAAUUCGAAGAUCAUCCAAAUGGAAGCGAUCAAAUUGGCCGAGGCGGUAGAUGCGGAGCUCAGGAACAGGCAGAACGAGUCGGAGACGACGAGCAUGACGUCCAUGGACUAUUUAGAAGCGAUCAAGCCCCCUUCGUCGAUGGGAAGCUUGUUAUCGUUGACAGCUAGUUACGCCGGUUCGGGUGACUGUAGCGAAUCAUUCGUUAAUCGAGACAGAUGUAACUCCACGUCAUUGCCUCCGAUGCAGCCGAAGAACGAUUUCCGUAGUUGUCGCAAAAAGUCUCUUCCUCUCGGCGUCGUCGCUAAGCGGGCCCUCAGUCAGACUCAGAGUCACACCAGCAGUUUGGAGAAUCUGUUGAACGAGUGUACCGGCUCGCAUCUCGAGAACGUGAAACCGCCCUCGAUGAUGGACGAGUUGCCGGACGUCGGCGACAUGGAAAACAGUAUGGUGAGCGUAGCGAGUAUCACGUCGGAGGUAGCGGAUUCCAAGGAACAGGACACGCACAAUCUCACCAGUAGCGACGCAGUGUUCGAUUUACUGAAGCCCGUUGCGAACGUGCUCUCUAUGACGUGCAUGCGUUACGCCGAGGCCAUGCACAGCACGAACAAUAGCAUGAGCGAAUGCUUAGAGAAUAUAAAUCCUCCUUCGUUGUUCAACGAAGUCUGCGAGAUGGACGAGUCGACGAUAGAGCACGGCACCGAGACCAUAUGCAGUGAUACGCUGUGCAUCGACGCGGAGUUGCACACCGAGGAAGCGCCGCAUCCGAUUAUCAUCGAGAGGAUCGACGAGGCGGGUAAUGACACCGACGAGGCGGUCACGCCGAUCUCAUCGGAGUAUUGCGGCACCAGCUCGGCCGAGUCCACGCCAAGAAAACGGAUCCACCGAAACUUGACGCCGAAACAGAAACGGACUUUGGCCAAGGACAGAUACAAGACAUACACCAUAGCUGCUGAGAUGGAAAAGAAGGAGGAGGAGGACCGACAAAAGAACGGCAGCAUGGAUGAAGAAAGGGUUCCACGUUGCAAGUUGUCGCCUUUUUCUAAAUUGACCCCGAAGCAACGUAGGCAGGAAGAUAGAGCCAGGUUUCGAACGCAAGUGUUGGAAAAUCCUUUUCCCGACCUGAACCAGGAUCAGCAGAACGAUGACCAAGAAGCAAACGGGAAACAAGAGAAUCCUGAUAAACCAUCGAGAUCGGUGUCGCCUGUAAAGUCUGCCAUUCCAACGCUGUCGAAAUUCUCUGCUUGCAAAGCGUUGGCGAAGAAGCGCGCCGAGCAGAAGAAGAGUAGAGAAAGGUAUCGGACGAGGACAUUGGACGAUUCGGAAUCUGUAUUCAAGGAUGGAGAGAGUAACGCCGCUGCGAACGUAACAGAGGAAAGGAUUCACAAAGGUCAGUCGGACGAGAUUCAAACUUUGUUGCAACAAAAUGCAACGAUAGUGUUAAACACGUUGAACGAGUCAAACAAGGGGAGCGGGGAGGAAGGAUUGCUGGAAUACGAGAACAUCAAUUUGGCAUCUAACGAGUCAGAAUCGGAACGGAAUCUACGGAUGCGAUUUGUCAAUGGCGUUUCCAAGAAAUUGAUAGGUUCCUGCGUACAACAACAAAUGGAGAAUGUACAAGAACUAGAGGAUCUCCGUAAAGAGACAACGGAGAUCGAGACGCCUAGAUCGCAAGAGAACAUCAGGUACACCGAUAACGUUGAUACGGAGAGCGACGACGAAUCGAACAACACCGAGGGACCGUCUCGGGAGACGAAGAGGCCGCGAAUAAUCAAACCAGGAAUGGUGAGGGAUCUCAGCAAUGAUUCCAAUGCUACAGACAAAUCGGAUCCGGAGAGCCCGAAAGCUAUUCGAGGCAGGAGGAAAGCUCUGUAUUCGAAUCCGAUCACGCGCAAACCGACGCCGCAGUCGUCCCCGUUGAAACAGGUGAACCCCAUCAGCGGAAUACCUAUCGGACGCAGCAACACCUCGCCCAUAGUGAGAGCUACGAGAGCGACCACGCUCAGACAGAAUAACAACAGUCCGAGCUCAGCCACCAGGGAGUUUACGAAACCGUCGAAUACGAGUCCGAAGGCGAUUUCGGAUGAGAAGAAAACAAAAAAUUUAUCCGUGGUCGCGAAGAGAGCUUCGGUUCCUCAGAAAGGAUCGUCAAUGACGUUCACAAAAUCGGUCAAGAGGCACAGCACUCCUCCGACCUGUUCCUCUUCGAACUAUCAACAGGAGGUGAAAUCGGAAUUAACCGUGAAACCUCUGGAGAGACAAGGCACGUUCACCAAAGACGAACCGGAAGUGGAGAACGCGCCCACAGUGGUAUCGGCGUCCUCUUCCCCGAUUAAAACGAAAAUCGCGAAACCCAUUAGAGGCGCGACGUCCAAGGUGCAUCCGACUACGGGGAAACCGAAGGUUCCGCCGAAACCUCAGCAAGUGCAUCAGAUGAAGUCGUCGAAGGGGAACGCGACCGAAAAGAUGCAACCUUCGAAAGCGUUGCCGUUGCAACUGGUCGGUACGAAACGGUUGCCUGCGAGUAAAGUGUCUGCGACUCCGAAGAUACCGGUCAGCAAUCAGAAUGCUGCGCAAGCAGAUAAUGGUAAGACGUUUCGAAAGGUAGGUCCCCUCGGGCAGAGGUCCAGCAGCAAUUCUAGCAUAGUUUCGAACUCGUCGACGGGAAUGCAGACGAGAAGGUUGGCGAAGGAAGCGACUAGCAAGAUCGCGAGUCUCUGGAAGAAGGUGGAAGAGAGCAAGAGUAGACAGCGUUUCGAGAAACCGGAUACUAGGCAGUGGCUGCAGCCUGGUAACUGUGCCAACGACGACGUGGACGCUCCGUCUCCGACGAGCGACGAUGCUCCCGCUUUCAGAUUGUUCCGAAGCUCGACGUUCGAGGGGUUGCCGCAGGAGAACGAUCGUCCCGAAACGGCUUUGUACAAAUCGAAAUUGAAGAGACCGCUGGUAGUCGGCAUCCAACCGAGCAAGGCGAAGUACAGGAACUCCUGCGAUCUGAGCGGAAUGAACGAUGCUCCCUGCAAGAUUCCCGUAAAGUCCAGCCAAGACAAGAGGGACACAGUGGACGCAGGAGAGAACCCGGUCGUCUUGCGUAAGCAUGUCGACUCUUCCGUGACGGAGGUCGAUCCUACGAAGCGGAUAUCGCGCCUCGGUUCCUUCAUCAGGGUAGACUCCGCCGAUGGAUCUGUCGCGCAAACUUCCGUGAACGGGGCAGCUGGCGUGCGAACGCCAGCGUCCGCGAUCGUACCGCCUUUCAAUUACAACCCGAAACAAGAAGUCUCGACUUCGCAGUCGACCAAGUUGACACUGGACGAGAGCGAGGGAAAAUACAGAGGGACCGAUUGUCACAGCGACAUAGUCACAGCUUCGACGAGGGUGACGACCGUAUAGGGAGAGUCUGUCGCGAGGUAAACCAACUGUUUCUUUUCUCGUAGUAUCGCUUUUCUGUUUCAGGCUAGUCAUUGUACAUUUGCUUUACCGGUGUCGACCGCGAAUCGGCACGCAGUACGCGUUAAGAGUACUCGAUAAGUAAGUUAAAGGUUUAUUUUUUUUUUACCUCAUCGUUUUUAAAAGGCGCUGCAAAUUUUUCAUGGUAUCUCAUUAAUUUCAUUGCAUACGCGCUCGGAUGCAAUUUCUACCUGUUGUUUUUUCUAUCCUUGAACAAAGGUACAAUUAAAGUGUGACAUAGCCGGAAAUCCUGAUAACACAUCAUUCCUAUUCACUUUGCGUGUUGUAUAUACAUUAAUAUUUGAGAAAUUCCACGAUUACGGUGAAGAAAAUUUCAAAAAAUCGGUAGUACGUAGCAGUAAUUAUGCUCGAUUAUUUAUUCAACUUUGUAUAUAUUGAACACGGACGAAGAAUGUAGAAAGUUUAGUGAUUACAUAUUACGACCCACGAUGUAUAUCGCAGAAGGUAUGUCUCUGUACAUCUUCGUAAUAGAUAAAAAUUCGUGAAGAAGGAACAAGAUCUGUAUUUUGUUUCGAUCGUAAAGAAAAAGAGGACACAUUUGUAUUCCUUUGAGUGACGAAUACAAAGUCUGAUCACUUUUCAAAGACUGAUAGAAAUGAUGAUGAUGCGAUAGAGAUUCGAAUACUUGGACACAUCUUCGACGCGACAAAAAAAUGUGGAAAAAUGUAAAAGUGGUAGUGAUGUUUAUAUCGAUCGUAGCGGUCUAAGCAAACAGAAAAAAAAACGCUGAAACUGGGAUUGCGCGAAGUGGACAAAAUUUUGUAAACCCUCUUACUUUAAGUUUCUAGUCUAUUCAAACGAACAAGCAGUUGAAACAGCUUCUAUUUUGGUCAUUAACAUGUGCAUUACGUACAAAAAUCAAUUUGCAUGUAACGAGUGUCCGACCGUUGUUCCCUUUCCAAAAAUACAUGUAGGUACAAUUUAAGAGUGUGUACGGAUCAAUUAUGUGCUCGGAUCGGAAAGUUUAAAAUAAUAUCGAUCGGCGUUUAACGAUGUUUAUUUUCAAUAUACGUUUGUUUCUUAUCGAAAAAUUGUCGAGGCGAGCGGGAGAGAGAGAGCGUGAAAUAUUUCUUAAGUUUUCUUCUAUGUCGCGUCAUCUUUCCUUCUACGUGCUUUGCGUGGAAAAUCUCAUUAUAGAAGGAAACCGUUUGACGCGAUACAGAGAGCAGAUUUUUAUCGUUGAUCAUUUAAACCCUGUUCCAGUUCGAGUUAAUUAGAUUUAACCCUUCCAACUUGGAACCAUAUCAGGGUGUCGUUUGAAUUUCCUUUUCUUUGUUAUACGGCGUUUGGUCUGUACACCGGGAUACGGAGUUCUUUUGUAAUCUUCAUCCUUUACUUAGAUCUUAAGUGGACUUUGUCUUUCGUUAUACCGUAUUCUAGAUUCGGCAGACAUCUUAAUGAUUUGUAUAUCGAUAAUUGCAGUACAAUAAAAUUUAUAGCUACUAACUACUAAUAAUUUCGUUCCUGGUACAAGAAAUAUCGUUACAUUCUUUGGUAUAUGUAAAAAACGAUACAUAUGUACGUGAACAUGAUCGAAGUAAUAAAUAAGUAUACGGGUUUAUCGCA